Messenger RNA from Thalassophryne amazonica, 1913 nucleotides. RefSeq names its product immunoresponsive gene 1, like (gene irg1l). The transcript has 7 exons. The record is from RefSeq and is a predicted model, not a curated record. Bases 382 to 1842 code for a protein of 486 amino acids. NCBI's taxonomy places the organism in Eukaryota, Metazoa, Chordata, Actinopteri, Batrachoidiformes, Batrachoididae. Gene Ontology annotation, molecular function: lyase activity.
GUCAUGUUAUGUUAACACAAGUCUGUGCACGCAUGCGGCAAUGUACACUUUUUAGGUUUCACUUUCAUUUCAUAAGGCGACAGCGGAGCACUUUUUAUUGCUGAUGGAAGAAAACACUUUGUUGUGGAUUUAGAGGAACACUGGAAACAAGAGAAGGGCAGAGGGAUGGACAGAGCACAGAAGGAUGGACAGAGGACAAGCUCUGAUACACACACCCUUGAGGUGUGUUUCUGUGAGUCUUCAGCUCAGGGCUGGACUAUAUAGGAGGGCAGCAUCUCAAACUACAAACAACAGCAGCAUCUUCAGAGAAAAAGGCAGAAGCACAAGAACAGACUCGAACCGUCAGCGUGAAAGAAGCCAGAAGAAAGAGAAAUUGACAUCAUGAUGUCCAGACUCCAGAAAUCACUGUCCGCUGUCAGAGCACUGCAUCAGGCAGCACUGGCAGUUCCGAAGCAGCCCGCCACUGAGGAGACAAUCACAGGCAGUUUUGGGAGGUUCAUCAGUGAGGUGAAGCCACAGCACUUAUCUCCCGUGGUCCUGCAGCGCAGCAAGAGGAUGGUGUUAGACAGCAUCGGCGUCGGUCUGAUCGGCAGCACCACAGACGUGUUUGAACUGGUCCUGCAGCACUGUCAGCACAUGUACGCUGCCGAUCAGGUCAGCACUGUGUACGGCCGUAAGGGCACCAGACUCUCCCCGACGCUGGCUGCUUUUGUCAAUGGAGUGGCAACUCACGCCAUGGACUUUGAUGAUACGUGGCACCCUGCCACUCAUCCCUCAGGAGCUGUUCUUCCUGCUGUGAUAGCGCUUAGCGACAUGAUGCCUGUUAACAACAAGCCCAGCGGCCUCGACUUCCUGCUGGCAUUCAAUGUCGGUAUAGAAAUCCAGGGCCGACUGAUGAGGUUCUCUAACGAGGCUCACCACAUCCCCAAGAGGUUUCAUCCUCCCAGUGUGGUGGGGACCAUGGGAAGUGCAGCAGCCUGUGCUCACCUCUUAUCUUUGGACCCAUCUCGCUGUGGUCAUGCCUUGGCCAUUGCUGCUUCUUUAUCUGGAGCCCCCAUGGCGAAUGCUGCUACCCAGUCCAAACCCCUGCACAUCGGCAAUGCCUCACGGCUGGGGUUGGAAGCUGCUCUGCUGGCAUCGAGAAGCCUGGAGGCGAGUCUGCUGGUCCUAGAUGCCGUGUCAGGGGUGGCCGGCUUCAACGCUUUUUACGAGGACUACGCGCCACAACCUAUGAAGAUGCCCAACGACGGCUACACAUUCCUCCUGGAGGAUCAAGACAUGGGCUUCAAGCGCUUCCCAGCACACCUCGGGAUGCACUGGGUGGCAGAUGCUGCAGCUUUGAUUCAUAAAAACCUCAUGGGAGUCUCCCCCUAUCAAAUCCGUGACAUCCUUCUCCGAGUCCCACAAUCUAAGUACAUCAACCGGCCCUUCCCUGAGUCUGAGCACGAGGCUCGCCAUUCCUUUCAGUUCAAUGCAUGCAGCGCCCUCUUGGAUGGAGAGGUGACAGUACAGUCCUUCGCCCCCGAUGCCAUAUCGCGCCCUGAGCUGCUCACGCUGCUGAGCCGUGUUCGAGUGGAGCAUCCCCACGACAACCUUGCUAACUUCGACCGCAUGUACGGUGAGGUCCAAGUGACGCUUGCUGAAGGAGAUGUUCUAAAUGGACGCUGUGAGACCUUCUACGGCCACUGGCGCAACCCACUAACCAAUGAGAGCUUAAAGAAGAAGUUUCGGCACAACGCGAAGACAGUGCUUCCUUCACAGAAGGUCGAAACGCUGAUUGAAGUGGUGGAGAAGCUGGACACACUCAGGGACUGCACACCACUCUUCUCACAGCUGCAGUGAACAAAAUUACAACAGUAAUCAGCACACACUGAAAAAAGAGAAUAGCUGAACCAACUUUAAAAAGUGUAACA